AUGAACAAAAAAAUUAUAUUUUAUUUCUUAACUGCAUUGGUUGUGUUAACCUUCAAAACCGAUUCAAGUUAUUCAAAUCCAACGAUUCCUAAAUAUGAUGAGAAUUAUUGGACAUUGGAAAAAAUGAAAGAAGCUAAACCCUUAACAAUUAAAAAUGUUGGAUUUAGAACAAGAAGAGGUGUCAAAACUAUAAAAAAUACAACUGACUCCUCUAGAUAUAUGAAUUCUAUGCAACCUUUUGAGAGAAAAUAUGAUGUAAAUACUAGGGUAGCAAAUGAAGAUCAUGUAGAUCAAGUUAAAUCUAUCGCCAUCGGAUUGUUAUUUAUGAGCAAGGAUGGUGAAGAUUAUACUUGUACCGCUAGUGUAAUCAAUACUAAUGAUGGAAAUAUUGGACUUACUGCAGCGCAUUGUCUUUUUCAUUAUGAUACUAACUCAUUUUUUGAUAAUAUAAUCUUUUCUCCUGGAUAUGACAAUGGACAACCUGGUCCACUUGGUAAUAUUCCUAUCGCCAAGGUGGUAGUAACAAAUGAAUUUCUUCAUAAUAAUGAUGAUAGAUUUGAUUGGGGCAUGAUGUUAUUUAAUUUUAACUGGAAUGGCCUUUCAUUAAAACAUUUUACGGGAGCUCUCGGUUUUCGAUUCAAUCCAGGAGACAAUGUUCCAACAACUAUUCACGGUUAUCCGAAUGGAGGUGUUCUUGCAAAUUGUCCAAAUGAUGGACUACAUCUUUGUACGUGGCAAGGAGAAACAAUAUUGGCAAAUUAUUAUUAUAUCGUACAUGACUUAAAUGUCGGAGAGGGUGCAAGCGGAGGUCCUUUAAUGAUGAAUUAUGAUCCAAAUACGAAUUUGGGUCAAUUAUAUAGUAAUUAUGCUUCUUUUGAUGAACUCAAUGAUCAAUUACUUGCACCUAUUUAUAACCCAGUACAAUUCCAAUCAUUAAUAGACAACUCUCAACAGAUUAAACUGCAAAAGGAUUCAACCCAAUACAUGAUGAAAAAUAACCUAUUACACAAACAAACUAGAAAUGGAGAUAAAAGAACUACUCUUCUUAGGUUUAAAACUGAAAAAGAAAAUUCAAAAAUAGCUACUUCAUAUGAUUUUAUAAGUCUUGAUAUUUUAGAAGUUGACCCUCAAGAUGUUUUA
Molecule: messenger RNA, 1140 nt
Organism: Funneliformis mosseae
Lineage: Eukaryota; Fungi; Glomeromycota; Glomeromycetes; Glomerales; Glomeraceae
Source: the annotation of a GenBank genome assembly